Cavenderia fasciculata is the source of this 3702-nucleotide messenger RNA. RefSeq names its product DNA topoisomerase II (gene top2mt). NCBI's taxonomy places the organism in Eukaryota, Evosea, Eumycetozoa, Acytosteliales, Cavenderiaceae. Gene Ontology annotation, molecular function: DNA binding; ATP binding; DNA topoisomerase type II (double strand cut, ATP-hydrolyzing) activity. Gene Ontology annotation, biological process: sister chromatid segregation; DNA topological change; resolution of meiotic recombination intermediates. Bases 1 to 3702 code for a protein of 1233 amino acids. The record is from RefSeq and is a predicted model, not a curated record. The transcript is spliced from 3 exons. Gene Ontology annotation, cellular component: nucleus.
AUGGUAUCAAGAGUAUUAAAAAAAGAUUUAGUAAUUAGAUUAUUAAAUCCAAGGAAUGUCAGCAGCAGCAGCAACAUACCACCACUUUCUUUAACCACCACCACUACUUCUACUACGAGUUCAUUCAGUAAUACUGCUAGUAAUACAACAUUUUCAAUAUCAAAUAGAUUACUUUCAACAAUCAUUCAAGAUAAUAAUAAUUUCAACAAGAGAUUAUAUUCAGCUUCAACUAUUGGUGGAUCUUCAAAAUCAAAGUCAAUCGAAGAUAUAUAUCAAAAAAAGACACCAACUGAACAUGUAUUAUUAAGACCUGAUAGUUAUAUUGGUACUAUUCAAAGAAUAGAAGAUGAUCAAUGGGUAUUAUCAAAUUCAGAGUUUAAUCAAGAGACGAAAAAGAAAUCAUCAUCGUCAUCGGCAACACCUGUAGCACCAUUUAUUCAUCAUAUCAAGGCAAAGUAUAUACCAGGUUUAUUAAAGAUAUUUGAUGAAAUUUUGGUCAAUGCAGCGGAUAAUAAACAAAGAGAUCCUGCAAUGUCGACCAUUCGUGUUGAUAUUGAUGCCGACAAGGGAUCGAUAUCAAUCAUGAACGAUGGUCAUGGUAUACCAGUAUCUAUUCACAAGGGUGAAAAGAUCUAUGUCGUCGAGAUGGUAAUGGGUUCAUUGAUGAGUGGAUCCAAUUUCAAUGAUGCAGAGCUCAAGGUGGUUGGAGGUCGUAAUGGUUUUGGUGCAAAGUUGACCAAUAUCUUUUCAUCGGAUUUCAAGGUAGAGACGUAUGAUGCAAAGUCAAAGUUACUCUAUUCACAAAGUUGGAAGGAUAAUAUGGGCAAGAGAGAAGAACCAAUCAUCAAAUCGGUACAUCCAAUGAAUCAACAGGAAUUUACUCGAAUCACAUUCCGUCCAGAUUUGAAGCGAUUCCAUAUGGAGUCACUUCGUGACGAUGAUGUACUCAAAUUGAUGGAGCGUCGUGUCUAUGAUAUCGCAGCAUGUUGUCCAGAUAUCAAGGUCUACUUUAACGGUCAGCACAUUCAAUACAAUUUCCAAUCCUACGUUUCACUAUUCGAACAUCAUCUCUCCAAACAUCAAGAAAAGAAUCCAUCCGACACUGCAGACAACUUUGUGUUUGCAAAUGUUGGUGAUCGUUGGAAGAUUGGGUUGGCCACAAGUGAUACUGGUCAAUUUAUGCAAGUUAGUUUUGUAAAUAGUAUCAAUACACUCAAGGGUGGCACCCACGUCAAUUUCAUUGCCGAUCAAGUGGUUCGUUAUAUUUCAGAUCGUCUCAAAAAGAAAUACAAUGAUUUGGAAAUUCGUCCAAUGAACAUCAAACAUCACUUGGCUCUCUUUGUCAAUUGUCUCAUUGAUAAUCCUUCCUUUGACUCUCAAACCAAGGAAACUCUUACCACAAAAUAUCAAAACUUUGGUUCUCAACCUGAAAUUCCAGAACCCGUCCUCGCCGCCUUUGUCAAGAAUUCUAAAAUCCUUGAAAAAAUUGCUGGUUGGGUUUUAAUGAAACAACAAGCUGAAUUGGUUCAUUCUUCUAGUACUAGAACUUCAAAAGCUUCUUUAUUAAAAAAUAUUCAUAAAUUAGAUGAUGCAAAUUGGGCAGGAGGACAAAAAUCAAAAUUAUGUACAUUAAUUUUAACAGAAGGAGAUUCUGCAAAAUCAUUGGCAGUAUCGGGGUUGGGAGUAAUUGGUAGAGAUAAAUAUGGUGUCUUUCCAUUAAGAGGAAAAUUGUUAAAUGUUAGAGAUGUAACACCAAAACAAUUAUUAAACAAUGAAGAAAUCAAUAAUCUUACCAAUAUUCUUGGCUUGUCACACAAGAAAAAGUAUAUUGAUGAGGAAUCAAUGGCAGACCUUCGUUAUGGAAAGAUUAUGAUUAUGACUGAUCAAGAUAAUGAUGGUUCACAUAUCAAGGGUCUCAUUAUUAAUUUUAUUCACUAUUUCUGGCCAGAACUAUUACAACGUGACUUUGUAGAAGAGUUUGUUACACCCAUCAUAAAGGUAUCAAAGGGAUCGGAAAAGAAGGCAUUUUUCACAAUGAACGACUAUCACAAUUGGGUAAAAAAUUCACAAUCUGGAGUCACCAAGGGUUGGACAAUCAAAUAUUACAAGGGUCUGGGUACCAAUACAAGUGCCGAAGCCAAAGAAUACUUUUCCAAUCUAAAAAAACAUAUUAUCAAGUUUACAUGGAGCGGUGAGCCAAGUUCAAAUGCUAUUGCCAUGGCUUUCAACAAGGAUGCAGUACAAGCACGUCAACGUUGGUUAUUGUCAAGUGACACUACUCAAUUGUCUGUAGACCAUUCAAUCAAAGAAUUAAGUUUUGAUGAUUUUAUCAACAAAGAGUUGAUUCAUUACAGUUGGGCUGCCAAUCAUCGUAGUAUCCCAUCGGUCAUGGAUGGUUUGAAACCUGGUCAGCGUAAAAUUCUUUAUGCUGCUUUUAAAAGAAAGUUGACAAGUGAAAUCAAAGUGGCUCAAUUCUCUGGUUAUGUUGCUGAACAUACUGCCUAUCAUCAUGGUGAACAAUCUCUUUCUUCUACCAUUGUUAAAAUGGCUCAAGAUUUUGUUGGUAGUAACAACAUCCCAUUAUUGACUUCUGGAGGUCAAUUUGGUACUCGUCUUCAAGGUGGUGAUGAUUCCGCUUCACCUCGUUAUAUAUUUACAAAAUUAAAUUCAAUUACUCGUUUAAUUUUUAAUGAUUUAGAUGAUGAUUUAUUAAAAUAUUUAGAAGAAGAAGGAGAAAUGAUUCAACCAAAUUAUUAUGUACCAAUAUUACCAAUGAUAUUAGUAAAUGGGUCAGAUGGUAUUGGAGUUGGAAUGUCAAAUAGUGUACCACUUUAUUCACCAAUUGAUUUGAUUGAUUAUUUGUUAAAUCUAUUAAAUAAUCAAAAGCAAAUGAAAGCACUUGUACCAUGGUACCGAGGAUUUACAGGUACCAUUGUUAGAGGAAGUAAUGCUGUCAAUGGAUCAUUCAAAACAUCUGGUGUGAUUACUCGCGUUGGUCGUACAUUGGUCAUUAGUGAUUUGCCAAUUGGUAAAUGGACAGUCGAUUACAAGGUGGUUUUGAAUGAUUUGGUUGAAAAGGAUUUCAUCAAAAGCUAUCAUGAUGGCAACACUGAAAACAGUGUAUCGUUUACCAUCCACUUUACCAACGAUCAAUUGGAAGAGAUUGACGAAAUGACAGACAAUGAAUUGAUUGACAAGUUCAAACUCAACUCUUCACUUCAUUCCAAUUUGAUGUUGUUUGAUACCAAUGGAAACAUUAAAAAGUAUGAAUCGACCGAAGAAAUUAUCGGAGAGUUCUUCCAGUACCGUAGAAAACUCUAUGUAGACAGAAAAAAGAUGUUACAAGAUCGUCUAAAGAAACAAAUCGACAAGUUUAAUGUUACCAUUCAAUUUAUCAGUCUCAUUGCAUCGGGCAAGGUCAAACUUGGUGGUAAAACCAAACAACUCAUCAUCGAAGAGCUACACAAAAACAAGUUUAAAUUGGCACCCAAUCAAAACCAAGAGGAAAUGUUCAACUACCUAUUUAAUCUUCCCAUCCUCGAUAUGACACAGGAAAAGAUUGAUACACUCACACAAAAUCUUUCAAAACGUACCGAAGAAUUCAAUUUCAUUCAAUCUCAAGAAUCUGAUCAACUUUGGAAAACUGAUCUUCAACAAUUAAAAGAUUUUCUAUUAAAAGAUAAAACUUAUAAAAGAAAAUAA